This is a messenger RNA of Somion occarium, 1139 nucleotides long. The record is from the annotation of a GenBank genome assembly. Lineage: Eukaryota; Fungi; Basidiomycota; Agaricomycetes; Polyporales; Cerrenaceae.
CCACUGCGAAGGUCAGUUGAUCGGGUGAAGAGCAAAAUGGUGGUCCAAAACCAAGGAGACCAAGCGCAGCAGACAUAGUAUCGCAUGCGUCCGAUCGUGAUCGACGCUUAAUACACCUACACAACUUUCUCACGGCGUCUCAUAGCUCUCUGAUCUCACCCAUGAGUGCAAAUGUAGAAGAAGACCGUGUAGUGUCUGUUCUUCCUGUAUACUAUUCAAAUACGCUUUCUCCGAACGUACACCUCCACCAAUAUCCUCUUCUCACUCGCCCCUUACAAGUCCCUCCGUCAGCCGCUGCUAGUGGCAAGAAGAUUCACGCACGCGUAAAGCCUGGUGUCCGCAGACUUGAGGUUCAUGUACCCGUGGACCCUCGACCAGAUGUAUGGAACAACGAAAGGUCAAAAGAUCUCGGUGAAGCCAGACUAGCAGAUGACAAGGAGAAGAACCAAGAAAGCUCUUUGAAGGGCAAGCAGAGAGAAGGGGAAGAGCCGCGAUUGAGUGAAGUUCGUAUGCGAAGCGAACAAGUUCCACAUAAUGGAGCAUAUGUUCUUGGUGUCGUUCGAGAUGGCAAACUUUACCUGCAUCCAAUUAGCGAGACACACCAACUUCGACCUUCGUUAACUUACAUGGAUAUUCUUACCCGGAGAUCAAGACGUAGAGCGGGCGAAGAUGAGGAUUCGGAUGAAGGUCCGCCCCCUGACCCAGAUGAACCUGCUCCCCUUCCAAUCGUCAAAAAGGAGAAGAAAGUUCCUAUCGGGGAAGCAAAAGAAGUUCAAGUCUCAGUUCGAAAAGCCGCCGACGACAAGGGCAUAUCAUUUGGAGGCGGUAUUACUGCUGUACGGCGAGAAAUGUUGAUGAAAAUCCGGGCAGAAGAGGAUGAGAGUUGGGAAGACUACGAGUUUCAUGAUGGCCAGGCUCCGGAGUCUGGAGAUGCAUUUGAGAGUACAUUUGCUACUCAUGAUAAUAUUCUCGAGUGUACUACUGACAUCACUAGUAUGCUUAAGAACAUUCGUGGUCUAUGAUAACCUUCCGAGGUAUUUAGUGUCGUCUGCUGACUGGCGGCCCUCGGUGUACUUGUCGAUCUAUUACUAUUUACUUGACAAGCUGACCAACUCAAUGCAUAUCAAUGCCAUCUUUCG